Crotalus tigris (Tiger rattlesnake) is the source of this 1245-nucleotide messenger RNA. RefSeq names its product galectin-related protein A-like. The record is from RefSeq and is a predicted model, not a curated record. Gene Ontology annotation, molecular function: carbohydrate binding. Bases 232 to 672 code for a protein of 146 amino acids. The transcript has 4 exons. Lineage: Eukaryota; Metazoa; Chordata; Lepidosauria; Squamata; Viperidae.
GGAGAAGGCAAGGCAACUGAGCUUCCUUCUUACUAUUCUGGUUGUGUUAUGAAGAUACUGACUAUUGUGACUCAGCUCUAUGCAAGGGUGGGGUCUAGCUGGUGUUUGCUAGAGAUUAUGUUCCCCAUGACAUCCCCUCUUUAUUCUUUCUUUUUUGUUUCUUAUGUGGAUGUUCAAAAACAGGAACAAAAGUUUUUGGAUUAUUUCUAAGGAACAUAGCAAGUAAAAAAAAUGACAGAAAAUGACAGGUGCACAAAUGUAGAGAAAUAUGCCGGUGAAAUUAAGGGUGGACUGAGGCCAACUAUGAAAAUCACUAUCAUGGGCAUGAUAUAUCCUAGUCCGAAAAGUUUUUCAGUGGCUUUACUUUGUGACCCCAAGGAUGAUCACACAACCAGGGAUAUUGGAUUAUUACUUGUAGUCAGCUUUAGUGAGAAAUCCAUUGUGCGAAAUUCGCAAAUUGCUGGGAAAUGGGGCAAGGAGGAGAAGACGAUUCCCUACUUCCCAUUUACAGCAGAGGACUCAUUUAAGAUGGAACUUUUAUGUGAACAUCAGCAAAUCCGGAUCCUGCUUGAUGGGCGUCAGUUGUGCAGUUUCAGUCACCGCGUGCAGCCCAUGCAAAGGAUGACUGUUUUGCAAAUCUCAGGCGACCUCAAGCUCACCAAGGUGGCUUGAAGAAAAUAAUAAAUCAAAAAUGCUCUUCCCAAUGUUGAGCUACAGCACUCAGCAAUCCUAGGCAAAAUGACUAACUACAAAAGAUACUAGGAGUUUUAACCCAACGUCUGGAGGGUCAUAAAUUCUCCAACUCUGUAAUAAAUAAUUCCAUAUCAUUACUGCUUUAUGGCAAAAGUGCUUUUUCUUUAUUUCUUUCCUUUCUUUGUCUUUAUGUAUGCCUCUUGAAAUGUUUGUCUGUUAUGUAAAGAUUCUUAAGAUUCUCCUCCCCCCCCUCUCCCACCAACAAAUUUUAAAUAUUAUUUUUCACUUUAGCUCACAAUUCUGGGAGUCUUGCAGGUCUAUUCUGUUACUGUUGAUUGCAAGCUUUUGGAUGAGAGAGCUGCAGAUGCACAGAGAUUUUAUAGUAAUUUCUAAAAGAAAGACAACUAGUUAUAUGCAAAAGAUGUUUUCAGCAUAUUUUUUUUAAAAAAGUGAAGUAAGCUACACUAUAUUAAUUGGAGCUUGUUUCCAGGUAAAUCUGUAUGCCAUAUUGAAAAAAAUGAAAAUAAAAUAAUUGUGUGUAAUUAUCUCUAU